Messenger RNA from Spirodela intermedia, 2364 nucleotides. Lineage: Eukaryota; Viridiplantae; Streptophyta; Magnoliopsida; Alismatales; Araceae. The record is from the annotation of a GenBank genome assembly.
AUGUCUCAGUCCGACGAUCUUGCCGACGACCUGCAAAGCAUGAGCUUCGGCUCGUCGGAUCGUUCCGGCUCCGUGUCUAGUGGCCUCUCCAGAUCGACAAGUGCAGCCACAGUCGCCGCCCUCGGGAAGCUAUCGGACGCCGCCGGCGUUGACGCCCCAACCUCGUGCCGGGAACAGAUCUGCCGGAGGAGGGCGGCGGAAUCUGGUCGCGAGCUCCUUUCCCCCUCGGAUCUCCGGUUCGUUCGCCGCCUCGGGAGCGGGGACAUUGGGACCGUUUACCUUGCCGAGGUCAAGUGUCGCGCCCCCGUCGCUCCCCCUCAGCGGGGAUGUGAGGAAUCGGCAGCAGCCCCGCGCGUCGUAGCUGUGAAGGUGAUGGACAAGAAGGAGCUGUCGGCGCGGAACAAGAAGGGGCGGGCGAGGACAGAACGCGAUAUCCUCGAGUCACUCGACCACCCGUUCUUACCUAGGCUGUACGGGUGCGCCGAGAGUGAGUUGUGGUCGUGCUUGCUGACGGAGUUCUGCCCGGGGGGAGACCUACAUGUUCUCCGGCAGCGACAGACCGGGAAGCGAUUCGACGAAGCCGCAGUCAGGUAGGCAGACAGCAGCACCACCCAAAGUUCGGCCGACGCUUUUCUGUUGUUUUCGCCCUCGCUGCUGUCGUCUUUAUUCUCUCGAUCCCCUAUUCCGGUGUUUCAUCCCUUCAGCUAGAUCAUUGUAUUUCUUAAUACAGAAUAAAAUAGCAAUAUUAGUGCGAUGUGAACCAGGUCGUCAUCAUCCCGUUUUCAGAGCCUCGUGAUGUUCCUGCCGAAAUUCCGAAGUGUGUAUGAUCCCACGUCCCUCCCCCUCAGAUCUGCUGCGUUGCUCUCAAUCUCGGCGAAGACUGCUGAAAUUUCUUGCCAUAUGCCACCGAAUUUUCUAGAGUAAUUUAGCCGCAUUUGGAGAGGCGCUCGAGUUUCGAGUACUUGCUCAAACUUCGGCGAGCGUUGAUAUCUCGAGCGUUUUUCGCUAAGCGAAUGGUCUGCUUUCCUCGGAGAUUCUAGGCCGGAACUGCUCGGAAAGUCUCUGAACAACGUUUGGAUAUCAUCAGCAUUCAUUAGAAGAACUGCCGGAAGAGCUGCCUCUCUUCUCCCUCCGAUAACUUCGAAUUCUGUCUGGAUUUUUCUCGUUCUGCGUGAUCCCCUUGCCACAGACGACGAUCUACUGCGAAAUGAUGUCGCCAUGGCGUGCGUGCCGGGUUUUAAGGCACCCGUUGAUGCUAGCCAACUGUUUGUCUUCUACAUUUCGUCCUUCUCCAUGAAUUCCGGAGAAGUUGAUCCUUUUAUCUUCUAAUAAUUGGGCCUCAUCCACGCCUUUCUUUUGGGCCCGCACGGUUCCGCGCGGUGGAGGUUUCGUCGUCGUCUUCCCCUUUUCCCAUGAUCCUGCCAGCUCCUCUCCGAUCCUGUCAUGGCGUUGUCCCCACUUCCCAGACUGGUGUCUUCAAUACUCAUCAAUUCUCCCUUCCAAUUUUUUAAAGUAUUCAAACCCUCGUCGGGCUUCGGUAUUUCUCGCUAUUUAUUUGUCGGGCAAACCGCACUUGGCAGGUUCUAUGCCGCGGAGGUUGUGGCGGCGCUGGAGUACCUCCACAUGAUGGGCAUCGUCUACCGCGACCUGAAGCCCGAGAACGUCCUAGUCCGCUCCGACGGUCACAUCAUGCUCACUGACUUCGAUCUCUCCCUCAAGGGCGACGACGCCUCCGCCACCCCCGCCCAGCUCGUCUCCCGGCGCGGCCGCCACCGCAGUUCGCCGCCGGCUGCCGCCCCUUUCGCCGCCGCCUGCAUUCUACCCAGCUGCAUCGCCCCCCCGAGUAGGAAAAAGAAGGAGGAAAAGAAGCAGCUGGGGCGGUGGGGCGAUCUGGAGUUGGUGGCGGAGCCGCUGAAGGUGCGGUCCACGUCGUUGGUGGGGACCCACGAGUAUCUGGCCCCGGAGAUAAUCUCCCGCGAAGGGCACGGCAGCGCGGUCGACUGGUGGACGCUGGGGAUCUUCGUGUUCGAGCUCCUCUACGGCGCGACGCCCUUCCGCGGCGCCGACCACGUCCACACGCUGGCCAACGUGGUGGCUCGGGCACUGGAGUUCCCCAAGGAGUCGUCCCUCUCGUCCUCCUCGGCGGCCAAGGACUUCAUCACCGCCCUGCUCGUCAAGGACCCCGCUCGCCGGCUCGGCGCCACCACCGGUGCCGCCGCCGUCAAGCGCCACCCUUUCUUCGCCGGCGUCAACUGGGCCCUUCUGCGCUGCGCCAAGCCGCCGUAUGUGCCCCCGCCCUCGCCGACGACGACCUCAAUCGCCGCCGCCGGCGACCGCUCGCUGGUGUCGAUGGAGUUCUACUGA